AUGGCUUCCCCUAGCGUUCUGACCUUUGACGCUGAGGGUCGGGCUGUCGACUUUGAGGUCUGGGUAGAUGAUCUGCAGCAUUUUCUGCACUGCGAUAGGGCAGACCGCCUCUCACUGUUUGACCUCACUUCUGGUGCCUCCCCUGCCCCUGAUGCUGAUGCUGAGGCCACUGGGUGUUCUCCCUCCCCCCUCUUGCGCUGUGUUGCCUCUGCUACUGCGGCCGACCUCGUUGGUUUCGAGUCGGUCAGCGAUGCGUCUGCCCCAAAUGGGAGACGCCGCACCGGCAAGGGCAAGGGGAGCAAGGGCACUGGAGGGGGUGGAGGGGGCGGUGGAGGUGGUGGUGGAGGCAGUGGAGGGAGUGGGGGUGGUGGUGGGAGUGGUGCCGGGUGUGGUGGCGGCGGCGGCAGCAGUGGAGGCAGCGAAGGCGGUGGAGGUGGCAGAGGGAGUGGAGGCGGCGGAGGUAGUGGAGGAGGCGGAGAUGGAGGAGGCGGCGGAGGCGACGGAGGCGGCGGCGGCGGAGGCGGUGGUGAUGGAGCGAGUCGCGACACUGCACCGAGGAGUGGCACCGGUGGUGGUCCGCGCCAGCAGCAGCAGCGGAGUGGUGUGACCAUGUCCCCUCAGCAGCUUCGUGAGUGGUACACUGCACACCAGCGCAGUGGGGGUUUUGGUCCCUGCUCUUACCUUCUCCAUACCGGCCACCACACUAGUGAGCAGUGCGGAGGUCCGCACUCCACCCAGCGCUGCUUUGGUCGCCUGACAGACGCGUGGCGUCGCCAGUUCCCUGAGGCGUCAGAGAUCCCUCGCUGGGGAGAUCAAGCUAAGGCCAGGGUUGCUAUCUUUGAUCUUGACUUUGAUGCUAUUCUUGCUGCCAUGUAUGCUGUUGCUAAUAGUGUUGAGGGUGCCUGUUACCUGUGUGUACCGCAUGACCCGUGCAUUGAGGCUGCUGCGCUAGGUGCUAGUGAGACUGCUGCUCUAGGUGCUAGUGUGUCCGCCGCCCCGGGUGCUGGUGAGUCUACUCUCUCAGGUACAACGUCAGCUCAGGCCUUCCUCACCUUCACACUGGACUUGGGUGCGUCCCGCUCCUUCUUUCGAGACAGCACCACUCUUACGCCGCUUAGUCGGCCGGUUGCAGACUCCCUAGAAGACCCCUCUGGGGGUCCUGUCCUUGCUAGCUUCUCCACUGUUCUUCCAUGCCCCGCAGCCCCCUCUGGCACCCUGUCUGGUCUCUACCUCCCCUCAUUCUCUAUGAACUUGGUGAGUGGAGCGGACCUACAGGAUGGAGGGGUUGACCAGUUCACUCCUUCGAGUCAGCGAGUGACCCACUGCACGUGUGCUCGGACAGGUAGCUGA
Molecule: messenger RNA, 1350 nt
Organism: Closterium sp. NIES-65
Lineage: Eukaryota; Viridiplantae; Streptophyta; Zygnematophyceae; Desmidiales; Closteriaceae
Source: the annotation of a GenBank genome assembly